Messenger RNA from Psylliodes chrysocephalus, 1669 nucleotides. The record is from the annotation of a GenBank genome assembly. NCBI's taxonomy places the organism in Eukaryota, Metazoa, Arthropoda, Insecta, Coleoptera, Chrysomelidae.
CGAUGGGUAAAAUUUCUUCAUCCCGAUGCGUUUUUCUUUUAAAUAGGAACGGCUGGGGUAAUUCGUCCAGAUAAAACGUUCCAUAUUUAGGAACGCUUUUUAGAAUUUAGAAAACGUCCGGACGCAUUUACCCUACAUUUCUGAACGCACCCCAGAGUUCCCACUUGUCAGCAGUUUGACAGGUGACCUGUGAGAGGCCGACGUCACUUUAUUUUGAAACAAAUGUGUGUGCCAUAACAUUUUAGGUAUUUUAAAAAUAUAGGAGUUUACCGAGCUAUUCGAGGAAUUCUGUUGUCUCUGCUUAUUAACUUCAAGUGUUUUUUGUCUUAAAAUGAGGAAAGGAAAGACUAAGAACGUAUGUAUUGUGGUUUUAGGGGACAUAGGAAGAAGUCCUCGAAUGCAGUAUCAUUCAUUAUCUCUUGCUGAAUUGGGACAUACAGUAGAUGUAAUUGGUUAUGGAGAAACUGAGCCCAUGCACGAAAUUAAAAAAUCUCCUUCGAUUUACUACCAUUAUUUAGUGGCUCCACCAACAAUUCCACAAAGGCUAAUUAAUUAUGUAUUUAAAACAAUUUGGCAAGCACUAAACUUAAUUUUUCUACUUGUAAUUGCAAGAAAACCUGAUAUUCUUAUUGUUCAAAAUCCUCCAGCAAUUCCUGCUUUAGUUAUAUGUUGGUUAUUUUCUAUUAUUUCAAGGUGUAAAUUUGUAAUAGACUGGCAUAACUAUGCUUGUUCAAUAAUGGCUUUAAGUCUGUCCAAUGGAAAUAUAUUGACUACUAUUACAAAACAAGUUGAAUUUUUUGCUGGUAAAAGGGCAAGUCAUAAUUUUUGUGUUACCAAUGCAAUGAAAAAUGAUUUGUAUAAAAACUGGGGCAUCAGUGCUACAACUUUAUAUGAUAAACCACCAACAAUUUUUAAGCCAAUAAGCUUGGAAGAAAAACAUAAAUUUUUGACAAAAUUAGGAAGUACUUAUUCUCAGUUACUUUCUAAUGAUUGUACCUCACUAUUUACUAAAGAGACAGAUAAUAAAGUUGAACAUAAAUCCAAUAGACCUGGCUUAUUAGUUUCCAGUACAAGUUGGACAGAAGAUGAAGAUUUUUCUAUUUUAUUUUCUGCCUUGCGAGAAUAUGAGAAUCAUAUUGUUGAGGGUAAUAUAAAACAAUUGCCUCUUUUGAUUUGUUGCAUAACUGGAAAAGGACAUUUGAAAGAUUAUUAUUAUCAAAAGAUUAAAGAACAAAAUUGGAAACAUGUGAUAGUUCUAACACCCUGGUUGGAGUCUGGUGAUUACCCUCUCAUGCUAGCCUCUGCUGAUUUGGGUGUUUGCCUUCAUACAAGUUCCAGUGGUUUAGAUUUACCAAUGAAAGUUGUGGAUAUGUUUGGUUGUGCCUUACCAGUUUGUGCCUAUGAUUUUAAAUGUCUGGAUGAAUUAGUUCAGGAUGGAAAAAAUGGAUACAAAUUCAGUACAACUGAAGAGUUAACUCAGUUAUUGUUAAAUUGGUUCCAAAAUUUCCCAAAUGACAAGUUUCAAAAGGAGACUGCAGAAAAAUUUAAGUCUGAAUUAAAAACAUUCCAAAAAUUACGCUGGAGAGAAAAUUGGUUGCAGAACGCUUCUUUUGUGUUUGAAUAAUAUAUGCAAAAAUUACUUAAAAAUAAAUCAAAUAUAAGAAACCCA